Pectinophora gossypiella (pink bollworm) is the source of this 2460-nucleotide messenger RNA. Its product is annotated as cytochrome P450 4d2-like. Gene Ontology annotation, molecular function: monooxygenase activity; iron ion binding; heme binding. Lineage: Eukaryota; Metazoa; Arthropoda; Insecta; Lepidoptera; Gelechiidae. The record is from RefSeq and is a predicted model, not a curated record. The transcript is spliced from 11 exons. The coding region runs from base 112 to 1596 and encodes 494 amino acids.
CCUACUUUUAACGCUAGUAAGUUGUUAGUUCCCGAAGCAGUCGCACGAAUUCGAGUUUUUUUCAACUUAUAUUUUUAAUAGAUAUACCUACAUAGUUCAAAAAAUAAUAACAUGAUACCGAUAAUCGCUGUGGUGCUCCUAAUUAUCUUGACUUUUUGGAUAAAUGUGUUGAGAAUACGAAGAAAAACAACUUUGCCUGGACCGUUCCCACUCCCAUUAGUGGGUAAUGGGCUCAUGUUUUUAGGAGAUGGCGCACAGUUUCUUCAGACUGUCGAUAAAUUGGUUCAGGAUUACGAUAACGCUUUCAGUGUCACUAUUCUGUCCAGAAAUUACAGUGUAUUGGUCGAUCCGAAACUGAUUGAGCCAAUAAUAUCAAACGCAGAAUACAACACGAAAGGAGUAUCGUACUACUACUUAAGACCGUGGCUCGGACAAGGUCUGCUGACUGCUUCAGGAAACCGAUGGCAAACACAUCGCAAGUUCCUGACCCCCGCGUUCCAUUUCAACAUUUUGCAGAAUUUCCUGCCAGUGUUCUGCAAGAACACGAAGAUAUUAACAGAAAAGUUGAAUAAGCUUGCAGAUGGCAACACUUCCUUUGAUUUGUUCCCGAUUAUUGCUUUGGCUGCUUUAGAUAAUGUUACGGAAUCAAUCAUGGGAGUCUGUGUAAAUGCACAAAAAAACAGUAAAUCCGAAUACGUAAAGUCAAUCGAAGAACUAAGCAGCUUAAUAUCAACGAGAAUGCGCAAUCCCAUAGUAGCAGAGGACGCUAUAUUCAACCUGUUACCACACAAGGGGAGGCAGGACAGAGCUCUGAAAGUCCUUCAUGGACAAACCAUGAAAGUAAUCGAAGCUAGACGUGAAGAACUGAAGAAAAUGAACAUCUCUGAAUUAAAACUUCACUCCGAAUUUGGUAUAAAAAACAAGCACGCUUUCCUGGACUUGCUGUUGAUGGCAGAAAUAGACGGGAGUAGAAUUGAUGAUGAGAAAGUAAGAGAGGAAGUGGACACCUUCAUGUUUGAGGGCCAUGACACUACUACAUCUGGAAUUGUAUUCUGCAUGUUUUGCAUUUCAAAACGAAACGACGUGCAAGAAAAACUUCUGAGCGAACAGCGAUCUAUAUUCGGCGAUGAAAUGGACAGAGACCCUACUUACAAUGAACUGGCUCAAAUGAAAUACCUGGAAUGCGUGAUCAGGGAAUCGUUGCGACUGUAUCCUUCCGUCCCUUUCAUCGAGAGAUUAAUUAUUCGCGACACAGAUGUCGCUGGCCUUCACCUGCCGAGCAACACCUCCGUUAUAUUCGACAUAUUCCACAUGCAGCGCCGCAAAGAAGUAUACUCGGACCCGCUAGAAUUCAUCCCGGAGAGGUUCCAGAACGAUUCCAAAGAAUCCAAGAAUGCGUUCAGUUGGCUUCCCUUUAGCGCCGGACCCCGUAAUUGUAUAGGUCAAAAGUUCGCCAUGAUGGAGCUUAAAGUAACGAUGUCUGCUGUCAUCAGAUCCUUCAAGUUGUUACCUAGCAACAAAGAGCCCCUACUAAGUGCAGAUUUGAUCCUGCGGUCGAAGAACGGUGUCCAUGUUAAAAUGAUACGUAGGAGCUGAUAAUUAUACAUAUAUUUUUUUCUUAUUUUGUCACCACUUGCAAUCGGUCUGAAGACCUUAUGCAGGUCUGUAAUCAUAAUUAUAUGAUAAAUAAAUAAAGGAGAUACUUAAUGAGGGACUUUCCAAGUUAAAUUCCUCAAAAAAUAAUAAAGAUGACGCUGUAAAGAUUUUCCUUCGUUGAACCUUCUAAUUUCAUAGAUAACAGACAUGCAUCUUUUAUCUUUGUCUUUGGGUAUAAAUGAUGACAAUUUUUUUAACAUCCCGGCUCAACUACAUUUUCCUCCCUUUAUUAUUCUGACAAAAAUAAACAUAAUUCUAUACAUAAUGCGAUCCAAAUACUAAGCAACAAUUAUUUUUUGAAUAAUUGAGCACCCAAGUAACGAGAAAAUAGGUAAUUAUCACGUUAAAUCUUGACAGCACCAUCUAUAUUAUUUUUGGGGAACGUUAAUGUUAAAUUGCUGAGUGAAUAUUGCAUAGUCCCUUGUCCCUUUUGUACAGUCAUGAGCAAUAUAAUGUAUCCACUUUAGGACUCUGUCGCACUAACAUAUUUGACAUUUAGCGAGACUUACAGUUCAAUUUGUCAAAAAAGUUAAUGUGACAUGGUACCAAAGUGUAUUCAUAUUAAUGCUUGUGACCGUACAUGCCCAUAAAUAGAGUAGGCAGUACUAAUUUUAAUGUACUAUGCUGUUGUGUCUGGUAUUCAUACAGGAUUUCGGUUUGGGAGUAGUUUAGUUUGAAGAUAAGCUAUGUAAAAGUAGGAUGCUAACUUAGUUACCUCUAGCUGCUUUUGUCCUAGAGGUCCUAAAUAAUCUACAAAAUUUUGUUUGUGCAAAGGUACAUUUGUUAAUAAAAUUUUAACCUGAA